AAUACACAUUUUUCCGUACGUCUUUACUCUAGAAAACAUGAGCCGGCGAUCGAAAAUUAUAAGUUCGACGUAAUAAAACUUCUUGCUCGGCACAUAGAUGUGAACCAGCUGAUUUAUUUACAUGUGAAACGUUUAUAGAAAAGAAAAAUAAAAGCAUUUUCGUGUGUGAAGUGAUUCGCGUUUUUAUUAAAUUGUGGACAUUAAUAAAUCAAAUAAAAUGCUGGGAAGUCGGCGAAACUUAAAAAGGUUGGGAAAUCCCAAAAAUGCAAAAUCGAGCAUUAAAGCACCUUAACUCAAAGGGCGAACAGGUUCUACUCGAAGGUGAAAAACGAUGUGAAAAUUGUAAGAGGUUAGAGGACAAAAUUGAUCAAAAAUUCCAAGAACUAGAAGAUAGAACGAAUCAUCAAAAUACAAUUAUAAUGGAAGCUUUGGCAGAACAAAAUGUCCUAAUUAAUAGGCUUAUUUUCCAAGAUGCAGAAAACUUGAAAGUGACAUCCACUUUCCCAAUAAAAAGCGAUAAUGAACUUAAAGAGCUAGACCAAAAAAUUGAUGAUUCUAACAUUAAAAACUAUGUAAAUAUAGUUAAGAAAAUUAUUUGUAAUAAUUUGCAGGAAAACAUUGACCUACUAUUGGAGCCUGAAUUUCUUUAUGAAUAUAAUAUUGACGGCAGUCAUGGAAAGAAACGAUUGAAAGAGUAUAAAAUGUUUGAAGUUAUGAAAGAUUGCGUUAUUUCGAUAUAUGGCGCAGAAGGUGCUGAAGAAAAAAUACGAAAAGCGAUUCAUUUAUCAAAGAAGCGGCAGUUAAAAAAGUUGCUUACGAAUAAAAGAAAUGCCACCAGCGAUGUUAAUAAAUAAUGAGUAUAAACUCCUUUAAAGCCAAUUGACGAAAUUCGAUGAAUUCUUUUUUUAAAAUGAAGUUUUGUAUUAUUUUUCACAUAUUUUUCUUUACAUUAAUGAUUCAAUGAUUUUCUAAACAGGAUACAAGAAAACUGAGUAAGUGUAUGGUGUCUUUUAAUAUUAGCAUUGUUUUUCAAACUAAAUUUUAUUUUUUUGUUAAUUUUGCAUUAAACUGGGCUAAGUUUUAACAGACACCGUAUAAAUCCGAUUUUCGAACUUUGUACGAAAUGUAUGAGAAUUUUGUAGUUUCACCUAAACUUCAAACUAUUUAAUAAGAAUUUAAUAAAAAUCGAGUAUGUAGUUUUAUACCCCAUUCAAAUUUAGUAUAAUAUUGUGCAAACUUUAAAUGUCUUAAAGUACAUACAUAUGUACAUAAAGUAUUCUGAGAUUUCUCUUUAUAUGGAAGAAAAUGCGUGACACCGACAGCAUAAAAAUUAUCAAAAAUCAACACGAACUUUAAGACAUUUACAGUUUGCACAAUAUUAUACUAAAAUUGUACGGGCUAUAAAAAUGCACACUCGAUUUUUUUUAAUUCUUAUUAAAAAGUUUGUGGUUUAGGUGAAACUCCAAAUUUCUCAUACAUUUCGUAUAAAGUUCAAAAAUUGGAUUUAUAGUGUUUGUUAAACCUUAAGCCAUAUUUUUAUACAGUAUGGAUUAACAAAAAAAUAUUUAAUAUGAAAAGCAUUGCAAAUAGUAAAACUAAUCAUCGUAUAUCAGUUUUGUGACUAAGGGUAUAUUAAUAUGUUACAUUCGUUAUUAAAUUGAUUUUUUUUGCUUAAAAUAUGUAACAAAAUAGUAGUAGUCGACAUUUGACCACUUUCGAAUAUUAUUCUUUUGUGUGUUUAAUGCUCGUUAAAUUUUUAUAAGUGAAUAGCACAUUAAAUAACAGGACCCAUAUACAUAUGUACAUAAAUCGAAACGUAAAAAAUGCAUGUAUAUUUCGAAAAUAAGCUGAAUUUCUUUUUUCUAUGAAUAAAUAACGUAAAAAAAAAUUUUAAGAAAUCAUCAGUUCUAAGAAGGGCAGGGAGGU
Molecule: messenger RNA, 1926 nt
Organism: Rhagoletis pomonella (apple maggot)
Lineage: Eukaryota; Metazoa; Arthropoda; Insecta; Diptera; Tephritidae
Exons: 6
Coding region: 264-854 (196 amino acids)
Source: RefSeq, a predicted model, not a curated record